AUGGCAGAUAAGCAAUCCACGGGGGAUGUUGGGCAGUCAAAGUACUACCAGGAAGCAUUGCAAGAAUACAAGGAUCUCAUGCAAGAUGACGAGGAACCGGACACCUGGGAUGUAAGAAUUAAUAAGACAGGUUGUUACAUCGAGAAUAUGGCACUGCAACUCUGCCGUGCUGAAACUGGUGAUUGGAGACAAUGUAUGCUCGAAAUGAAUGCCUUUAGAAAGUGCUGGGAACUUCAUGGUAAUAGAGAACGUGUACAUACAGUAGAUAAAGAAGAGUUUUCAAAACAAAGUAAAUAG
Kazachstania africana CBS 2517 is the source of this 297-nucleotide messenger RNA. RefSeq names its product Coa4p (gene COA4). The transcript has a single exon. Gene Ontology annotation, cellular component: mitochondrial intermembrane space. The record is from RefSeq and is a predicted model, not a curated record. The coding region runs from base 1 to 297 and encodes 98 amino acids. NCBI's taxonomy places the organism in Eukaryota, Fungi, Ascomycota, Saccharomycetes, Saccharomycetales, Saccharomycetaceae. Gene Ontology annotation, biological process: mitochondrial respiratory chain complex IV assembly.